AUGAAUAAUAGAUGGCUCCGGUUAGAGCUGGAUAAAUUAUGUGGUAGUUCAGAAUGUAGAUGUAAGAAAAAACUACAUAACCUUGGUAUUGCUACCAGUAAGGUGGAAAAUGAUCCUGUAGGAGGCUAUGAUAAGCACAUUCAUAAGGGGGAAAAUGGUACCUUUACUCUAAAAAGCGUUCGGUAUAAUGGAGAAUGGAUUUUUAAUAUAGAUCUAGAAAAUGUUUCCGGUGUUACUGAAAUUUCAGUAUACUAUGGUGGAGAGAAACGUGACAUACCGUUUAUCAUAGAAAUUAAUAACGGCGGAAAACCUCAACACUUCCUAAAUACAAACCCAGAUCACAGUAGAAAGUAUGCACAUACCACUUGGGAGAAGGAUAAGAGUUUUUUUGACCCUUCGCAGUUGUCAGAUAAACUAGAUGAACUAAGCUGUCUAUCCACCGGAUCAAUAUCACUUGACAUCUACCGGAGAAAACUUAGAAGUUAUUGUAUCUCGAGUAAGGUUGGAUUCGAAGGUACAUUUUUUACGGAUGAAACUGAUUUUUAUGAGUUCAAACAAUUUACCAAUGGACAACCUUUCAGGGUACCUUACCUUAGGUACAACGGCAAAGAUCUUCCAAUACAAAUGCCUCGGGAAGAUAUUAAGGAAGUUAGUACCUUUUACUGGAAACAUAAUUUUGGAAAACCACUCAUUGUGAAGGUAAAUAAACAGAGUGGAGAGACUGAAUAUCACUUCAAGGAUGGUAGAAGUGGGUGGACUAAAAAAAGGGUCCAAGACUUAAACUCCACUGUUCUUGAGAGUAACUGUCUGCGUAAUAAGGCUACUACAAUUAAUCUAUCACGGAAUAAUGGUAAAUAUUGUUGCACAGAAAACUGCAAAUAUAAGAGAAUCAAUGUAAUAACGCAACGUAACACAUACCCCGGUUUUAUUGGAUAUGAACACAAAGCUGUUAAUGAUCCAUUCACGAUUGGUAAGAUUGUCAAUAAUUAUGGAACAAUGCAAAAAGGUAUUAAAUAUCCCAUUGAAAACGUACUUGAAGUGACUGUGUAUUAUCAAACGACUUGUCCAAAGGAACCGCUGUGUAUGUACAUCAAGUAUAAGGUAGACAAAGAUUAUUCAGAAGAUAUGUGGUACGGUAGAAUAACUCAGAAUGGAUGGAGUCCCAUUACUAGCGAUUUAGGAAAUGAAGAUGAAAUUAACAAGGUAUUUAGAGAUAAAUUUAAGACAGUAUCUAGAGUUCUCACAACUUCCUGUCGUAUUGAAGACCUUCCCGAAGAUACUACUGUUCUAUUCCCAAAAGAUAUGAGAGAUAAACCAUUAGACUCUCCGGAAAAUACUCUUAAUAAACUUGUUAAUGAAGCUAAUGAAAAUGAUAUUGGUUUUUUUAAACCAAAAGGACCUGAAGAUGAUGAAAGGAAACCAAUAGGUCAAGGAUCACAGAUUCCAAAUAGAUUGUAUCAGCUUAGGAAAACCCCCAAACCGAUUCCUUUAACUCCUAAUAAAAUAAUUCCUAUGGUAAAUAAAGUUGUAGAGGAGGUUAAACAAGAAAUAGAGGCUCAAAAGAUUCAGGAUACUCGAGAAGUAUCUGAAUCUGUUGUUAAAACUGCUGCUAGUUAUGCACGAUACGGAUCAGGCCUUGUCACUAUAGCUGGUAUGCAUACUGUAAAGACUGUUAUUGGUCUAGCUGAGGACACUCUUAAACUGGCUGCCAAUAUUCUUGCUACGGCUACUGUUAAUAGUGUCGUUGGUUCUCCUGGAGAACAAGCUGGUCUUACUGGAUCUAGAACUGUUCCUGGUAAAGGAGAUGUUGGUACUGAGGGUGUUAGUAAAACUGAUAAAGAAGCUAAAGUUUAUGGUCGUACUCUUCUUACCGCUUCUGAACCUGAAGAUGCUCAAUCUAGAAUCCUUAAAGUCUCUGAUAGAGACGUUCAAGAAACUGAAAAGGACGUUUCUGCCAGCUCUGGACCACCGGUAGUACCAGGUUUACUAGCAGGUGGACUAUCAUCAACAAUUUUUAGAGGAGCUUUAGUAAAAGAAGGAGGAAGAAGAACAAUGAGAACAGUAGCUGUUCCAAUAAGACGUUCAGUUUCACCAAGAACACCUUCAGCAGUAGAAACACCAGGCUUCACUAAUGCUAACUCUACUAGAGGUGAUCUUGGAGAACAAUACUCUGAUCCUACUGCUCCCUCAUUUAGCUCAGAUAUUACCAAUAAUCAAGAUAAUUCUCAUCAAGAUGGACCUGAAGUAGGCUUUGCUUCUGGUCUAACUGGUAAUGAAUCGGCUGACUCUGCUACUUCUCCUGAUCCUCUUCUUCCUGCUGAUACUACUUCUACUAAUGGUGCUUCUAAAGAAACUCCUCUUCCCAAUCCUGCUCCUAAUUGUAAUACUUCUCCUUUUACUGAAAUUCUUGCUGGCAGCUCUGUACUAGCUGGAUAUGCCUUCUCUGGUACCAUUGCCGGAGCUGCCGCAACUUUUUUCGGAGGAUGGAGACUUUAUAAACAUACCUACCUCUCAACCAUAGAUACCGACUAG
Molecule: messenger RNA, 2532 nt
Organism: Theileria equi strain WA
Lineage: Eukaryota; Apicomplexa; Aconoidasida; Piroplasmida; Theileriidae
Exons: 1
Coding region: 1-2532 (843 amino acids)
Source: RefSeq, a predicted model, not a curated record